Sphenostylis stenocarpa is the source of this 2727-nucleotide messenger RNA. The record is from the annotation of a GenBank genome assembly. NCBI's taxonomy places the organism in Eukaryota, Viridiplantae, Streptophyta, Magnoliopsida, Fabales, Fabaceae.
AUGCUUGUACCAAACUUCAUUUGGCAAAGGAUGGAAGUAAUUGCUGGGAUAGUCUUACAGAACUUGAACUCUUUUGCUAAAGAGGAGUUUGGAAUCGUUUGGAAUCUCAAAGAUGAUGUACAACAAAUGAAGAGGACAGUAUCUGCAAUAAAAGCUGUUCUCCUGGAUGCAGAGGCAAAGACCAACAACCUUCAGAUCAGUAAUUGGUUGGAGGAGCUGAAAGAUGUACUAUAUGAUGCAGAUGACUUGCUCGAUGAUAUCUCUACUGAAGCUUUGAAGACAAAAGUGAUAGGUGGUAGCAGAAUCUUGAAAGAGGUACGGAUUUUCUUCUCCCGAGCAAACCAAAUUGUCUAUGGUUUAAAAUUGGGUCAUGAAAUGAAAGCAAUCCAGAAGAGGCUAGAUGCUAUUGCUAAAAACAAGAUUACAUUGCAAUUGACUGACCGUCAUACGGAGACUCCAAUAGCAUACAGGGAGCAGAGAAAAACUUACUCUUUUGUGAGUGAAGAUGAUGUCAUUGGGAGAGAGGAGGAAAAAAAGCUUCUUAAAAGCUAUUUGCUACACACCAAAGUGAGUGUGAUAGACAAUGUGUCUGUAGUUCCCAUAGUUGGUUUUGGGGGGCUAGGUAAGACUACCCUUGCUCAACUUGUUUAUAAUGAUAAUGCUGUACAACGCUAUUUUGAGCAAAAGAUGUGGGUGUGUGUCUCAGAUGAAUUUGACAUAAGGAAAAUAGCUGAAAAGAUAAUUGGGAAUGAUAAGAACAAUGAGAUUGAGCAAGUACAGCAAGAUCUCAGAAACAAAAUUCGAGGGCAAAAGUUUCUACUUGUGCUGGAUGACGUGUGGAAUGAGGAUAGGGAGCUGUGGCUUAAAUUGAAGAGCUUAGUUAUGGAAGGAGGUAAAGGGAGUGCCGUAAUUGUAACAACACGUAGUAGGACCGUGGCAAAAAUAAUGGCCACACAUCCACCCCUUUUCUUAAAAGGUCUUGAUUUAGAAAGAUCUUGGAAGCUAUUCUCUCGAGUGGCUUUUGAUGGGGGGAAAGAACCAAAUGAUCAGGAGUUGUCAGCCACAGGAAGGGAUAUUGUUAAAAAAUGUGCUGGGGUUCCCCUUGCCAUAAGAACUAUUGGCAGCCUCUUGUACUCUCGAAACUUGGGCCGGAGUGAUUGGGUAUAUUUUAGUGAAGUUGAGUUUUCAAAGAUAGAUCAACACAAGGACAAAAUCUUUGCAAUCCUUAAACUCAGUUAUGAUCAUCUUCCUUCAUUUUUGAAAAAUUGUUUUGCUUAUUGUUCGUUGUUUCCAAAAGGUUUCGAGUUUGACAAGAAAACACUCAUUCAGUUAUGGGUGGCUGAGGGGUUCAUUCAACCGUCACAUGACAAUAGAUGUGAAGAAGAUGUUGGUCAUGAUUACUUCAUGAAUUUGCUGUCAAUGUCACUUUUCCAAGAUGUGACCUUAGAUGAUUGUGGUGGCAUUAUUACAUGUAAAAUGCAUGACCUGAUACAUGAUUUAGCACAGCUAGUGGUUGGGAAAGAAUAUGCCUUUGUUGAAGGAAAAAAAGAGAACAUUGAAAACAGAACACGUUAUUUGUGCUCUUGUACUUCAUUACAUUUUGCAGAGAAAACAUCAUCAUCUUCCAACAAGUUAAGGACGGUUAUUUUGCUUGGAGAGCCACUUUAUGGAAGCCAAAGUAUGGGUAAGCUACGUCUUCAUUUUCCUUUUCUCUUAAGCAUAAAGUGCGUACGGGUGUUAAGACUGUCUGGGUUGGAUAUUACAACACUUCCAAAUAGUAUUCGAGAGUUGAAGCACUUGAGAUAUCUUGAUCUUACAAUGAAUAAGUUUCUGGUAAAUCUUCCACCAGAUGUUACAAGCCUACAUAACUUGCAGACUAUAAAACUUUCUCAAUGUGGCAAACUUAGAGAAUUACCCACAGAUCUCAACAAAAAUCUUAGGCAUCUUGAAUUGAAUGAUUGUGAGGCAUUGGCAUGUAUGCCAUGUGGGUUGGGACAAUUGACCAAUCUUCAAACACUCACACAUUUUUUAUUGGACUGUGGAAGUAAAAAUGGUGAUAUAAGUGAACUGAGUGGGCUAAACAGCCUUAGAGGGAAAUUAGUGAUUAAAUGGUUGGAUUCCCUGCGAGAGCAUGCUGCAGUGGUUGAGUCUGCAAAGACACUUCUCAAAAAACAUCAUCUUCAAGAAUUGGAAUUACGGUGGUGGAUUAAUGAGAAGGUUUCGCUUUGGGAGGAUCCUAUUACAACAAGACGUAUGAACGAAGAAGAAAGCAGAAAGUUGGAAAAUGAGGAGUUAUUAUUACAAGGCCUGCCAGGCCCAUGGCACUCAACUAAAAGACUAAAAAAAGAAAAGAACUGGUUGAAAGAUGAGAACGUGUUGGCUUUUAUAAGUAAAAUGAAGAAAGAUGAGAAGAUAUUGCAAGGCCUGCAGCCACAUCACUCAAUAAAAAAACUAGUAAUAGAUGGAUAUUGUGGCAAAAGUUUACCAGACUGGAUCGAGAAUCUCUCAUCACUCGUGAGUCUUGAAAUCAGUAAUUGCAAUGGUUUGAAAUCACUGCCUGAUGGCAUUCGGAACCUUGUGUCUUUACAACGACUCUCCAUAUAUAACUGCUCACUGCUAGAAAGAAGGUGUGCAAGAGGAAAUGGUGAAGAAUGGUCAAAAAUCGCUCAUAUCCCAAAAGUUGUAGUCUCUCCCUUUACACCAACUGCUCUCAGAUAUAUUAAUUGA